AUGGUCAUGUGAGCAUGCGGUCAGAAGGGGAACAGGCGGAGUGUGUACAGUCCUGACUAGCGGGUGGGGCAUCCCCCUGAGUGCCAUUGAGUCGGAUGGAAAGUAGCCAAGACUGGGUUCACUGGUAGAGCGGUUGAAGUAUUUUUUUGAAAUUGCUUUCUGUGGUUCUCUUUAUUUCCGCCUCUGUGCUUUGACAGUUGACGAACAAAAGCUUUCCUGAGUGGGGUAUGAGUGGAUAACUUGCGGCGGUAAGGGCUCUCUGCUGGGUAGCUCUUAUACCUGGCUGCAUUUGACCCGUUCUGGUCUCUCCAUGCGCCAAAGUUAGAGAAAGAAACACUGGUUUUGCUGGCUCAUCCUCAGUGUUUUGAUUUUGUUCCAGCUGGACAGACUUGUGAAAGUGUCUGGUCCUGGACAUCACGCUGUGUCCGGGUUAUAGAGUAAUGUGAUCUGAAUGUUUAUCCCUGUGGCUCAAGCAGUCUUAGUUCCUCACUGUGAAAGAGCCAGCUUGUCAAUGCUCAUUAUGUGCACUGCAAUAUAAGAUGUGUGUGUGUUGUCUGUGCACCAGUAGCAUGGUCUCCUCACUAGACUUGUCAGUCAGUGAAUAAUGAAUGAACCAUAGCAAGAGCAUGUGUCAUAUUCUACUUGAAAGUGAAGCUGCGACAGGGAGUGCACCAGCACUGCGAGUAUAAAUAGUGCAAGUGUUCGUUUACAUCCUUUUGUUCCUCACUGGCUUUUGUCAUACUGUUCAAAGCCUCUUUCCUCAAUACAAGAAAUCCUUUCAGAAGCGCCAAAACUUUGAAAAUAUCCCAUGUGUCCAAACAGAUAAUAAAUAACAUUAACCAAGAAAAGACCAUCACUAGCUAGGUUUCCAUCCAAUUGGCGACAGAUUUUCAUGCGAAUAUUAAGAAAUAUUGAUAAGUUGCGUCAAUUCAAAUCUGGUAUUGGAACAAAAAGAGGUCAAUACACGUCUUCUAAAAUAGACUAGUAUUUUAAUUAAUGCAAAACACUUCAAUGGUAAAUAUGAUGUUCGUAUAUACGGGUCCACUGAAAUACCACGCAGGGCAGACAGAGAACUGAUCCAUUGUUCUAAGUUCUUCUCCAAACUAUCAGAGUAGACAGAGCGUGGUUUAGACUUACUCAGCCUAUCGUCGGCGCACAGGCUGGUCCCAGCCCCUUGGCGCUUCACUGUUGCCAGGUGUUUAGUUGUUUUGCAACUUGUCCAGAGAGUCAGCACUUUUGCAGUACACAUGUCCUUGAGCACGGUUUAACAAAGAGGCAGUGUUUGUGUCUGUGUGAGACUCACAAGUCUUAUCUCCCCCUACUCCCUAACAGCUCCUCACAUGAAUCACAGCUUGUUAUGUUAAACAGUCUAUAUCAGUACAGCACAAACCUAUUAUGUUUAAUCAUUAAUGUAUUCUUUCUAAGCUAGGCAUCACAUCUAGUUAUAAGAAAAUAGAUCCCCACAAUCUGCAUAAAAACAAUAUGCGCAUUUUCCCACCAGAGAUGUUUCCAUCAAAUUAACUUGUUGCAGAUAAAAGGCUGUGCGUGAUGACGUAGUGCACAAAAAUACCUUUUGCGGUAAAAUCUCCAUGUACCGAAAUCAAGUCAAAUGGAUUUCCAUCGCAUUUUCAACUCUACUGAUAGUUUUCUCACAUUUGUUGCGUUAUAUAGCGAGUGUGCACUUUGGUAUUGGCAUGUGCAGUCUAGCCAACAGUGCUAUCUGCGUGCUGUUGGCUAGAACGCACGUAUAGCCUAUAUGAGAUUGUUGUUAUGGACAAAAGAGCGAUACUUUUUUUUGUCAAACAGCAGCCAAGCACAGAUCAUAAUGUCACCGGAAUAAGACCCUUGAUAUUUAUUGGAAAGGAGCAUCAAGCUCAUAACCUUGCACUUUCACCACCCUGUGAAGUUCAUCAUAAUCAUAAUUUAUUUAAUCUGUAGCCUAAUAAACUGCAUGCUUUCCCGAGAAGUCAUAGUGGGAGGACCACACAUAUCAUCGUGUGACUCCAAAUUUCUAGCAUAAUUCAUUUUACCGACACAAAGAUAAAUAAUAAUAAAUAAUCCCACCUUGUCUAGCGUAUUUUGUUUUGUCGACAUUUGUCAAGUUUACCGAAAAAUGUUCUGUUUCCAUCAGGUCUGUAAUUACAUUUUAUAUCUGACAUGAACUUUACUCGCAUAAAAAUGUUGCAUAGAAACCUGGUUAUUGACUAGAAUUUGGCCACCAAGCGCUUUAUCAAAGGAUUUUGGCCUUCUUCUUUACUCACCUGCAGAUACUAGUCCUUUAGGUGAGUUGUUUAGAAGAAAAAGCACCUUGCAGUGAUUAAUGAGCUUCUCCACAUGCCAGCCAUUUUGCUCCUGAGUGGUGCUGCAGUCUAAGGCACUGCAUCUCAGUGCUAGAGGCACACUAGACCCUGGUUAGAUUCCAGGCUGUAUCACAAUCCAGCCGUGAUUGGGAGUCCCGUAGGCGGCACACAAUUGGCCCAGCGUUGUCUGGGUUUGACCGGGGUAAGCCGUCAUUGUAAAUAAGAAUUUGUUCUUAACUGACUUGCCUAGUUAAAAAAUAAAAUAAAAAGUGGAAUCUGUGUGUGAGCUGCUCGUGUCUCCCAGCAGCUCAGUGAGUGUGUGCUGGCCGCCAACCUCCCCCUCCACUCAAAUCUCUUGCCUCCUGAAUCAUCUGCUAUGGAGACAAAGUAUUAGGGAAGGAUGCUGCUAUUUAUUGUGUUUAGGGAUUGCUGACAUACCAGUGUCGUUAGGGCUGUUUCUGCAGACAAGUGUGAUCUGUCACAAGGAUGGAUGUCCUUGAUUGCACAAACAUGACUCAUGAAGUGUGUAUUCCUCUGGUUACAUCAACUGUCCCCGAUAUAUAUAAACUUUCACUUGAAAUCUAAAACCACUGCCUUGCACUGUCACGCUGAGCCAUAUGAAGAUUUCAGAUAUUAACUCAUGGCCUAGCAUGGAAUCUAAGCAAGCAACCACGUAUGAAUCUGUAUGAAUAACGUUUACAGAGUGGCUUCGAGCAGACAUUUCACCAUCUUUAGACAUAAUUAAAUGUAAACUUGAUGUUUCAGAUGUUGUCAAGCAAAACAAGCCAACUCUGUUCUGGUUGGAAGUUUGGGAUGUCUCCGUAGUGUCAGAUAAAGUUGAUAAUUGUCCAAACUUGCACUAGCAAGGACAUCUUAACAGGUAGGUCUAGCCCUUUAUGGGUAUUCCACACAGGAACCAUAAACCCACAUGGAUUAAUGAGGGGAGGAAAUAAGGUGCCCAAGAAAUUUACUGUAUGGUUGCGUUUUAUCUGGCAGUUGUCUUCCUAGUGUCAGCUUUUUUAGUGUGUGCGGCUUGAUGGCAGUCCAAACCAUUAAAUAUCUUCGGUUGAAGUCCAUAAUUUUGUGAGGUGCAUUCAUUUUGCUAUUUGGUUAUUUCUCGAAGACCUCUUUUCUGUUGUCACUUAAAACUGUGGGCUGGACAUUGGCCUCCAUUUGUAGAAUCUGGAAAUAAUAAGGCUUUUCUUUCCAAAUAAUAUUUGUUUGCACAUUCAACAAUUAUGUCUGAAUGAGAUAUUUGUAUUAGCUGCCUGCUUUGUGUGCCACUGUUAAUUGCCUUGUACCAACAAAUCCAUCUUCUCUCCCCACAGGUUCAACUACAGAUCAACACAUCACCUGACCACAAAUGGGUUUUACGAGUUCCUCAACUGGUUCGACGAGAGGUCGUGGUACCCCUUGGGGAGGAUCGUGGGGGGCACAGUAAGUUUAUAUCAAAUCAAAUCAAACUUUGUCACAUGCGCCGAAUAGAACCUUAUCGUAAAAUGCUUACUUACAAGCCCUUAACCAACAAUACAGUUCAAGAAAGAGUUAAGAAAAUAUUUACCAAAUAAACAUAACACUAACGAGGCUAUAUACAGGAGGUGCUGGUACCGAGUCAAUGUGUGGGGGUACAGGUUAGUCGAGGUAAUUUUUACAUGUAGGUAGGGGUAAAGUGACUAUACAAAGAUAAUAGACAGCGGGUAGCAGCAGUGCAAAAACAAAUGGGGGGGUCAAUGUAAAUAGUCCGGGUGGCCAUUUGAAUAAUUUUUCAGCAGUCUUAUGGCUUGUGUGUAGAAGCUGUUAAGGAGCCUUUUGGUCCUAGACUUGUUGCUCCGGUACCGCUUGCCGUGCUGUAGCAGAGAGAACAGUGUAUGACUUGGGUGACUGGAGUCUUUGACAAUACUUUGGGCUUUCCUUUGACACCGCCUAGUAUAUAGGUCCUGGAUGGCAGGAAGCUUGGCCCCAGUGAUGUACUGGGCCGUACACACUACCCUCUGUAGCGCCUUACGGUCAGAUGCCGAGCAGUUGCCAUACCAGGCGGUGAUGCAACCAGUCAGGAUUCUCUCGAUGGUGCAGCUGUAGAACUCUUUGAGGAUCUGGGGACCCAUGCCAAAUCUUUUCAGUCUCCUGUGGGGGAAAAGGUGUUGUCGUGCCCUCUUCACGACUGUCUUGGUGUGUUUGGACCAUGAUAGUUUGUUUGUGAUUUGGACACCAAGGAACUUGAAACUCUCGACCCGCUCCACUACAGCCCCGGCGAUGUUAAUGGGGGCCUGUUCGGCCCACCUUUUUCUGUAGUCCACGAUCAGCUCCUUUGUCUUGCUCACAUUGAGGGAAAGGUUGUUUUCCUGGUACCACACUGCCAGGUCUCUGACCUCCUCUCUAUAGGCUGUCUCAUCGUUGUCAGUGAUCAGGCCUACCACUGUUGUUGUCAGCAAACUUAAUGAUGGUGUUGUAGUCGUGUUUGGCCACGCAGUCAUAGGUGAACAGGGACUACAGGAGGGGACUAAGCACGCACCCCUGAGGGGCCCCAGUGUUGAGGAUCAGCGUGGCGGAUGUGUUGUUACCUACCCUUACCACCUGGGGGCAGCCUGUCAGGAAGUCCAGGAUCCAGUUGCAGAGGGAGGUGUUUAGUCCCAGGGUCCUUAGCUUAGUGAUGAGCUUUGUGGGCACUAUGGUGUUGAACGCUGACUAGUCUCUCAGGCCCUGCUGCUGAAAAACAUCCCCACAGCAUGAUGCUGCCACCACCAUGCUUCACCGUAGGGAUGGUGCCAGGUUUCCUCCAGAUGUGACGCUUGGCUUUCAAGCCAAAGAGUUCAAUCUUGGUUUCAUCAGACCAGAGAAUCUUUUUUCUCUUGGUCAGAGUCCUUUAGGUGUCUUUUGGCAAACUCCAAGCGGGCUGUCAUGUGCCUUUUACUGAGGAGUGGCUUCCGUCUGGUCACUCUACCAUAAAGGCCUGAUUGGUGAAGUGCUGCAGACAUGGUUGCUCUUCUGGAAGGUUCUCCCAUCUCCACAGAGGAACUCUGGAGCUCUGACAGAGUGACUAUCGGGUUCUUGGUCACCUCUCUGACCAAGACCCUUCUCCCCCGAUUGCUCAGUUUGGCCGGGUGGCCAGCUCUAGGAAGAGUCUUGGUGGUUCCAAACUUCUUCCAUUUAAGAACGAUGGAGGCCGCUGUGUUCUUGGGGACCUUCAAUGCUGCAGACACUUUUUGGUACCUUUCCCCAGAUCUGUGCUUCGACACAAUCCUGUCUCGGAGCUCUACGGACAAUUCCUUCGACCUCAUGGCUUGUUUUUUAAUUUUAUUUAAUCCAUUGUAGAAUAAGGCUGUAACAAAAUGUGAAUAAAGGGAAGGGGUCUGAAUACUUUCCGAAUGCACUGUAGAUAUAGGCCUAGACUCCCUGUGUGGUUGGGGGGUUAGAUGAGAAAGCACCAUGGACCGUACUUUUUCAUAAGCCUCCCCAGUGCUCUUCGAUCUCAGUCACGCAUCGGCAGCAACCAGUGAGCUUUUAACUUGAGGGAUUCCCCAUGACUGCCAAUGGCCAUGCUGUUUACCAAUAGGAGCAGCUGUUGGGAAAUCACAAUAUUUUUCACGGUGAGUUACUACCUGCCGAUUCUGCAAGAUUUAUAGCCCAUGCUCCUCCUCUCUCGACGGGGCCUCAUCUUUUGGCUGCCCUGUAAACUAUGCACUGAAGCGCUGUGAAUAAACUACGACCCUGCUCUUCUCCCAGCUCCCGACAUGUCUCUCUGUACUGUAAUCACAGUUGCUUAAUGGGGUGACGGUUUUUUACCAGCCUUGUUAGUGCAAACCUUUUAAAAUGGCUCCCUGUGUUACCUCCAUCACUUGUUCCACCAAGGUUGGCAGCUAAAGGUUCCCUGCUGUGUACAGUGUACUUACUCCAGGGUGGUGGGAGAGAAGCGCCGAGCUGUUAAGACAUGUCAGCACUCAGUACUAUUGUCAGUCGUUUUAGCAGCAGCAGAUAUUGCAGCGAUGGAAUAUAGGCUAGUAGCAAUUGCAGGUGUUGCUGUUAAGCAGCAAUGGAUUCAGUCAUUCUGCACAAGGGAUCCGAACUUCCUAACCUGCGUAUAACAUGUCUAUGUGUAGGCAGUGGACCAUACUUCUGCUCAGCGUGCCAGGUUACCGGUCACAGUCAGCUCUGAGAGGGCAGCAGGGUUUAGACAGCAGGUGGGUCAGACGCUGGGUACACAGAAUGCAAAUGCCCAGCAACAUGCAAAUCAAUGCAAAGUGAGUGGAGAUCCAGGUUCAGUUCCUGUGGGAGAACUCUGCUGCUCCUAACUUUUUGCCUUGUCAGCUACCUGUUUUCAUUGCUAGGUUUAUUUUUUUCUCUCCCCCACCAAAUGAUUAAACGAUGAAGGCUAGAAGUGCUUCCCUCAGCUGUCCUGAUAAUACUUACAGGCUAUGAGGUAUGAGGGGCCUUUUGAAUUUUAUCAGGUAGCCUUAAUGGUGUAGAAACCUCUAUUGCUAAUGAAAUGUAACAAAUCACCUCUUCUGAAAACAGUGCUUCUAUGAAGUCCUUGUCAGAAAUCACACCAGUUGUGGGAAUAAUGUAGUGUGGAAGCAAAUGAGCUCAUACUCUGUCUGUGACAGUCAAGAAAAUAUAGGGAAUGCAGUCCUACACAGUGCAUGACUAGGGCUGUUGUGGUGACUGUGUUACAGCCACACCGGCAGUCAUGAGUCAUGACAGCAGUCAAAUUCUACGUGACUGAGUCACGGUAAUCUCCUCUUAUGCACUCUGGACAAGCAUUGGCAGUACCCAACUCUAAUGGCCGUCAGGUCGCUAAUGGCCUUGUGCUCAGCGCUCUAUUGUCCCUCAACACUCUGAUAGCAAUGCAAAUGCAAGUGAAAAUCAUCACCCUUAUCAAAACAGUUACGUGCUUUUAAAAACUCAGCUCACUGUGAUCGAUCAAUUUGAAGAAAUAACUUCAACAACAGGUUGAACCUGAGUGGAAAACAUGGCCAUUGUGGAUGUUGUUUCAAAGCCUAACACAACGAAAUGGACAGCGCUUUCUAAGGUGAUUCAUUCAAAACACCCAUACAUAUAGAGCUUAUGCAUAGGCCUAUACAGUGCAUUUAGAAAGUAUUCAGACCCUUUGACAUUUUACACAUUUUGUUACGUUACAGCCUUAUUCUAAAAUUGAUUAAAUAAAUAAAAAUCCUCAUCAAUCUACACACAAUACCCUAUAACGACAAAGAAAACAGGUUUUUGGACUUGAACCCGAUCUAACAUCUCUGGAUAGACCUGAAAAUAGCUGUGCAGCAACGCUCCCCAUCCAAUCUGACAGAGCUUGAGAGGAUCUGCAGAGAAGAAUGUGAGAAACUCCCCAAAUACAGGUAUGCCAAGCUUGUAGCGUCAUACCCAAGAAGACUCGAGGCUGUAAUCUCUGCCAAAGGUGCUUCAACAAAGUACUGAGUGAAGGGUCUGCAUACUUACGUAAAUGUGAUAUUUCAGUUUAUUUCUUAUAAAGGUGUCAACAUUUCUAAACCUGUUUUUGUCAUUAUGGAGUAUUGUGUGUAAAUUGAUGAUUUGUAUUUAUUUAAUCCAUUUUAGAAUAAGGCUGUAACGUAACAAUGUGGAAAAAGUCAAGGGGUCUGAAUACUUUCCGAAUGAGUUCUGACAGCAUCAUGUCCCUUCCUGCCUCAGACCGCUCCUCCUCCUCCUCACAGGAGAGCCUCAACCGCCCUUAGUCUGCCAAGAGCUCCAUUGGAAACACCCUGACCCUGAGCCCAAGCCAGAACCCCCCCAGAAUUUAAAUAAUGUUUUUGUCGUUAUACAAUACAUAGCCUAAUAGGCUAUUAUGCAUGGCAGAAAAAAAACAUUAAAAAAAAAAACUACUGAUUUAAGAUGUGUUAGGUACAUAAUUGGUCAAGCCUAAAUUCUACUAAUCGCCUUUGAGUGUGGACUGUAUUAUUAUGCAUACUGGAUGGACUGGUUACCUAAUGCUACGCUCCAAACUGUCUCCAUGAGUCUGGGAGAGAACAUAUAGACAUAGGCGAUGCUGUUGGUUCAUUGAUUGUGCAGGGCGGCUUACAGAGUUAGCCUGCAAUUAUAGCGAAUUUGAUUUUGAAUCGUCUAGUAAUUGGGCAUUUUUUUAUGUUUUCAUAAUUAAUAGGUUGACACAUUACCUUGUCGCUACAGAUUAUCUCACGACCGUGUGUUUCCAUCUCCUCUCUCCUUCAUUCCUUUCUCGAAUGCGCAGAGAGGGGCUGUCAACAAUUUCAUGAAAUGUUUUGUUGUGAAAAAACAUGUUUCUAUCAGUGUUCCCGAACAGAUUUCACUUGAUUUACCAAAUGAAGCACUGGGUUGGAGAGCCCAUGGCAUAGUGAGUUUGGUUGGAAUAUCACCCGUUGCGCAGCGAGAGGCUGCAUGGUCCUCAAACAGUGGUUGAUGUGUUAAAGCAGAGUUUUGAAGGUCACCACUAAAAAGAGGAGGAUCCCAGCUGCUACUGUGUAGUUAUUUCUCAGCUGCUAAUAUUAAGCACAUGCUUCGCUAUAAAACCGGAGUAGCCUACCCGGCAUGAUUAAAAAACGAACCGUGGGAAAGUGGCCUCCAUUCGCUAUUCCAAGUGCAUACGGAUAACAUCUAUUUUUACCCCUGUUCCUGUACAUUUGAUAAGGGGCCAUUCUAAAUCGAUUUUUUAAAAACAUAUUAGUAAAGACUAGUUUAAAUUGAGAAUAGUCUGAUGGGUGAAAACAUGAUCACUUGAUGGAGAGAACGUGUGCAGCCUGAGGCAAGGAACAGAGCGCAAGCUUUUUUUGUCGCAUCAUGCAGCCCAUAUAUGUUUUGAUUUCUAAGACAUUCUAAAGUUUGUAUCAUUCACAACUAAAGUUGCCAAAUAACUCUAAAUCUAGCGUAUAGGACCUGUUUCAAAUGAUCACUCUUACACUCAACAUAGCCACUUCAUAUGCACACUCGCUCCGAAAUGGGAAAAAUAUCAUUUUUUAUCCUUCCUUAUUUAUUUUAUUCAGCUAAAUUCAAUUAUAUUCUUCUUACUAUAAAAUCAUAUAAUAUAAAAUAAUGGCACUGGACUUACAGUGAGGGGAAAAAAGUAUUUGAUCCCCUGCUGAUUUUGUAUGUUUGCCCACUGACAAAGAAAUGAUCAGUCUAUAAAUUUUAUGGUAACAACAAAAAAAUCCAGAAAAACGCAUGUCAAAAAUGUUAUAAAUUGAUUUGCAUUUUAAUGAGGGAAAUAAGUAUUUGACCCCCUCUCAAUCAGAAAGAUUUCUGGCUCCCAGGUGUCUUUUAUACAGGUAACGAGCUGAGAUUAGGAGCACACUCUUAAAGGGAGUGCUCCUAAUCUCAGCUUGUUACCUGUAUAAAAGACACCUGUCCAAUCAAUCAAUCAAUCAGAUUCCAAACUCUCCACCAUGGCCAAGACCAAGGAUGUCAGGGACAAGAUUGUAGACCUACACAAGGCUGGAAUGGGCUACAAGACCAUCGCCAAGCAGCUUGGUGAGAAGGUGACAACAGUUAGUGCGAUUAUUCGCAAAUGGAAGAAACACAAAAUAACUGUCAAUCUCCCUCGGCCUGGGGCUCCAUGCAAGAUCUCACCUCGUGGAGUUGCAAUGAUCAUGAGAACGGUGAGGAAUCAGCCCAGAACUACACGGGAGGAUCUUGUCAAUGAUCUCAAGGCAGCUGGGACCAAAGUCACCAAAAAAACAAUUGGUAACACACUACGCCGUGAAGGACUGAAAUCCUGCAGCACCCGCAAGGUCCCCCUGCUCAAGAAAGCACAAAUACAGGCCCGUCUGAAGUUUGCCAAUGAACAUCUGAAUGAUUCAGAGGAGAACUGGGUGAAAGUGUUGUGGUCAGAAGAGACCAAAAUCGAGCUCUUUGGCAUCAACUCAACUAGCCGUGUUUGGAGAAGGAGGAAUGCUGCUUAUGACCCCAAGAACACCAUCCUCACCAUCAAACAUGGAGGUGGAAACAUUAUGCUUUGGGGCUGUUUUUCUGCUAAGGGGACAGGACAACUUCACCGCAUCAAAGGGAUGAUGGACAGGGCCAUGUACCGUCAAAUCUUGGGUGAGAACCUCCUUCCCUCAGCCAGGGCAUUGAAAAAGGGUCGUGGAUGGGUAUUCCAGCAUGACAAUGACCCAAAACACACGGCCAAGGCAACAAAGGAGUGGCUCAAGAAGAAGCACAUUAAGGUCCUGGAGUGGCCUAGCCAGUCUCCAGACCUUAAUCCCAUUAGAAAAUCAGUGGAGGGAGCUGAAGGUUCGAGUUGCCAAAUGUCAUCCUCGAAACCUUAAUGACUUGGAGAAGAUCUGCAAAGAGGAGUGGGACAAAAUCCCUCCUGAGAUGUGUGCAAACCUGGUGGCCAACUACAAGAAACGUCUAACCUCUGUGAUUGCCAACAAGGGUUUUGCCACCAAGGACUAAGUAAUGUUUUGCAGAGGAGUCAAAUACUUAUUUCCCUCAUUAAAAUGCAAAUCAAUUUAUAACAUUUUUGACAUGCGUUUUUCUGGAUUUUUGUAUUGUUAUUCUGUCUCUCACUGUUCAAAUAAACCUACCAUUCAAAUUAUAGACUGAUCAUGUCUUUGUCAGUGGGCAAACGUACAAAAUCAGCAGGGGAUCAAAUACUUUUUUCUCUCACUGUAGAAGCAUAUCCUGUCAGCUAAAUGAACAAGCCUAUGGCAUGGAGCAUAGCCAGAUAACAACAUACAGUUGGUCAACUCAUAUUCUGUUCUUCUGAAAAAUACCUGCCUAAAAUAAAUAAUGGAUUUAUUGUUAUGGUGUGUAUUAAAUGGGUUUAUUAGACUUUUUCAAAUGUAGAUGUUCCAAAGGCGUGCCUCAGAGCCUUGUAUGUGUGGAGGCCUGGAGAUGCUAAACGUGUUUGUUAAUUAAUGGUAAAUUACCGUGAGACUGGAAGUCAUCUGCAUGACAAUAACCGACUGAUAAAGUUUAAUGACCGCCACAGCCCUAUUCAUGUCAGAUCCCUAAAGGAUUGACUGAGUUACAGUACAUCUCCUAAUGAUUGGAUCAUGUAGUACCUCUUGAAGUGCAUCUUGACUGUAUCAAAUGUAAUCCAUUCCAUGCGGAUUGUGAAGUACACCCAAGGGUUGCCCGACUUUCUCAGGCAUUCCAGAACUACUUUAACACCUGAACGGUGUGCCACUCUGCCUUUUCUUCAGAUUGGUAUUCCCCAAAACCCUUUGGUGCUAGUCUGCAUUCAUUUUAGCACCUCUCCCGUCUCCGAACAGGGACCUAAGCAGUGUGUCGCACCCCACCUCUGCAUCCUUCCUUCUUUAUCCCGCCCCGUCAUCAGCUCUCCUUCUCUCCCCUCUCUUUAUUCAAACUGCUUCAAAUAAGUCUGACAGCCGUCAUUAAUUGUGUAUGAUAACGCAAGUCCCUUUGCACAAGAUGGGUCACACCGUUUGUAGAGGGAGGAGCAGAUAUCAUUUAAUGUGUCAGUGAGUGCCUCUGCGGUUCCCACGUCUUUUCUCUCCCACUCUCAAGGGGGAUAUCUGCCAGCCGCUCCCUCUCCAGCCGUAGAAAAGAUUUGAGGGCUGAAUAAAUGUGACACUGUUUAACCAUAGGGCUCUGUCAAGCCAAUAAACUACCCUUUGUUACUGUAAAGAAAUGGACCAGGCACAUUUUUAAGCUGACGGGCCAAGAUUCGAAGCUAUGUGGGGGAAAUACAGACUACAGAGAGCCCAGCAUCUGUUGUUCUGGGGGCAACCAAACAGCGAUUACUUUAGCAUUUGUUUUAACUGACAAAGUGUUAGCCUCUAGGUCAAUCCUCAGGACGGGGAGACUGGUUUGGAUGAUUUGGGUGAGCGGCGCAAUAAGACAAUGGUUGAUAGAGUUUAGCGCUCCUAGGCUGACUAGCUAAUUAGAAAUGAGAAACACGGAAGGCAGAGAUGACCCAUAGUGCCCUGGACUCGUCUCUGCCUGGCAUAGCAUACAUCAGGCUAUCACUCACACUUAAACAUAGCCCCUCUGACUUCAGAAACGUUUCACACAAGCCUAAUUAGGUCCGGUCUCAUGAGUUAUAGACCGAGAACUGUAAGGUUUGGCUGUUUGAGGCCUCAGCCUUGAACUGGGCAAUUAGUCCUCAUAUGGGUGGAGAAGAUCUCCUUACCUGGUUUUCCCCAAUUGUAAAUCCAGUGCGGAUUCAAUUAACUUGACUCACUCUUGUGGUAUGUCAAGCAAGUGGAUGCAGCAAGCCAACACUUGCUUGACGUAUCACUCUCCUGCCUGACCUGUGGAGUUCCAACUAACUGCUCGAUGGAUAAGUGACAAUACAUUAGGGUUCAUUAAAAGUUUAUUCCCAUUCAUCAGUGUUUUGCAUUUUAUAUCCAGGAUAAGACAAGUAUCCCAUCCAUAUGCUUGAAGGUGCCAUAAAUGUUCCAUUACAGUCCCUCUAUCUUGUCUCUUUCUCUCUCCAGGUAUAUCCAGGUUUGAUGGUCACCGCAGGCCUUAUCCACUACGUACUGAACCUGCUGCACUUGACGGUGCACAUCCGGGAUGUGUGCGUUUUCCUGGCGCCCGUGUUCAGUGGCCUGACGUCCAUCUCCACCUUUCUGCUGACGCGGGAGCUGUGGAACCAGGGGGCGGGGCUUCUGGCUGCCUGCUUUAUCGCCAUCGUGCCCGGGUACAUCUCCCGCUCAGUGGCCGGCUCCUUCGACAACGAGGGCAUUGCCAUCUUCGCCCUCCAAUUCACCUACUACCUUUGGGUAAGCCUGCACCUUCCAGUUUGAACUUUAUCCUUUAUAAAUCCCUUUUUAGAUCCAUUAUUUGAUUUUAAUUUUACGACUACAGGUGUUUCUCAACAUUGAUACUACCGCGCGCCACACUCUCAUGCUCCGAGUGCAUUCUCCGAGGAUGUUCUCUUGAGUACGUUCUUGUGAGGAUGAGUGUGUAGAACGCAUAAAACAUAACAUUUGAGAAGCACUCGCACUCCCCCCUACUGUAUUACCUCACGCUGCUCCUCCCCUUUCACUGAACCUUCUUCCAGCCAGGCAGCAUUUCAUUUCGAAGUCAGUGUAUUUUCUCUCGCUUCAGAUCAAAUAAUUUCAAAAAAUGUUGCAUAAUUUUGGACGUGAUUACGUCAGUGCAUACUUUCCGUUGAAGCUUGCAUCGAUGCAUGCUUCAGAAUAUGUACAAACGGAUGCAUUCGUGAAGUGCCCUCCGUGCUCCGUUUCACAUACUUUGAUAUGGACUCGUAAACCGCCCCUUGAUGUUCUUUUUGUGUGUUGUCCGAUCGUAUACUCAUGGCCCAUUGCUGUGAAGAGGGACAUGUUCUAUUUGACGAGAUUUGCAGUCAAUGCGCUAAUAGCUGCUUUGAUGGGGUUAAAUUAUUGAUACACUGAGAACCUUCACUCAGUCUGCUGACUGUCUGGGACAUGGUGUGUAGGUUUCAGUCGCUGCUGGUGACCUUUAAAAAAAAAUUAGCAAUCGAAAAUAUCUAAGGUUGGAGGUGCAAUGGGUUUCUUUCUUAUCACACUUGAACAGUCCAUUCAAUUGAACAGUAACCCUUUUUUCUCUUAAUAUCACAAAUAAACUGCCCUGAUAGGCCUAGCGGAAUGUCGGAUAAUAUAACCAGAUAUUGGAUAAGCUAACGUAGACGAGGUGAAAGGAUUAUCUAUGAGCACAAUGGCUUACAAUACCAUAGAAAUGGGCCAUACGCUGUAGAAGGAGGAUUCUAGGCAAAAUAAACUGCCAUUGUCACAUGAUGUGCCCUCAGUGCGUGUCCUCUCCCUUCAAUGGCAAUAGAGCCGCAGCGUCGCUCACACCGCUCUACUCCCGCCCACGUUUUGUACAUUAUGCUCCCUGAUGACUUGAGGCCGAUGCAGGUGCAUGCAACGUAUACACAUAGAUGAAAUUGAAGUGCAUUGUAAAUGGGCAAAUGUGGCAUUCAUCAGCAUUCAUUUCCCCCUCCUUAUCAAAGUCGACCUUGGCAGGGGGCGCCUGGCUCCCCAUCAGUUCCCUUGAUUAAUUUAACUUGGUUGGCCUCUAAGCCCCUCCAGACAAGCUGAGAAUCGCAAGGAUCGCUCCACACUGUCAUCCGCAAGGAUUUUUCAGGAGUAAAACUGAACAGGGCUCUUAACAAACAGGGAGCGAGGUUGUUUUCUUCCUCCCAAGGACACACCGGCAUUCACGCAGGUAAACGUGACACGUUCUCUCUCUCCCACCAUGCUUCACUUGUUUUAGUCACCAAUGGCAAGCUCUGCAGGACUCAGUGCGCCUGUGAAGGUAGAAAGGACCUUGUGUCCGUCCGUUCGUGCAUCUCAGUCAGCAUACCUUUGUCCAGUCAAGCAUGUGCGUUGUUCCUGAACUUUUUUGUCUCUAUGCAUUUAUCAGUCAGUAGACUUCUUUCAGCUUGACACUUGACCUAAGUACGGACAUAUUGAACUCCUGAGGGGACUUGAGACACCAACUGUUGCUUCCAUAGCUUGAAUACCCAUGUCAGGGUUCUGGAGUGUCAUGUUAACUCAGGCGAGUGUGACUGAGCUGAUAACGCCACUUGGUUUGAAGAGCCUCUGCUUUCAUCAACCAGCCACACACAAACCCACACACCCUGGAGUUGCCAGAGUUGUGUGACAGAGCGUUUAACCUCCCGCCCAGAGUGUCACAGAGAACCUCCCACAUUAUGGGUGUGAUUGUCAGAGCCAUGACUGACUCCAGACCCAGAGGGGCUCCACCCCUGUUGUUACAUGAAACGCAGACAGCCAAUGUAUAAUUUGCUCGAUAUUAUGCAUUUACUCAAGUACCGCUAAAACACUACCAGGGACAUUGUCUGUAAUGCUAGUAUGAUUACUUGGGAACCUGCAGUGUCUGAUUUGUGAUGAAGUGUUUUCCUUGUCAUAAUGAUUCGAUACAAAUCAUUUAAAUAUUUGGUUUAGGCAGAGGAGCAGCUGUUGCAUCUGCAGCAUCAUAAGAGCUUUUAAUUGCAUUCCACAUGGACCAUGCCUGUCUUAGAACGAACCAACACAACGAGUGUGUCCCAAAUGGCAUCGUACUUCCUAUAUAGUGCACCUCUGUUAACCAGAGCCCUAUGGGCCCUGGGCAAAAGUAGCGCACUAUAUAGGGAAUAGGGUGCCAUGAUUUGGAAUGCAGACAAUGAGUGUUCCAGGUGACACUGGUGUCCCCCACCGGCGCCAUCAGUAUAAAAAAUUAAUAAAUAACAUCAUUCCAUUUGGCGAAAGCCCCGAAAAAACAAUCAUCCCGGCUACGCGUCACUGCUUUCCAUUAUCACUCUCAUUUACCCACGUUUAUCUCAGCGCUUUCACCAUCUCUCUCAUUCUCUUUAGCCGAUCCCGCCUCGCAUGCUGAAAUCGGUGCCUCUGCCAGGCUUCUUCUCCAAUCUUCAUUAUCCCUCUCCUUCAUUUUAUCUGCUAAUAACCCAUUCGACUCCAGCCAUUUAAUCUGCCUGGGUCGGCUCCCCUCAUCCCCUCCCUAUUCUAGAAUUGAAUCCUCUCGCACCCCAGAGACCUUCCCUUUUUAACACUAGCGCUACCCCCCGAACCCCCCUCCACCGUGCUUACAUUGUUGUCCCACUAAUUCCACAGUUUCUCCGGGGGGGAGUAAAUGAGAGACGUAUUUGAACAUGAGCGAUCACGUGACCGUGUGAGGGGAGUAGAGAGAGACGUAUUUCAACAUGACCGUGCAAAUGCUCUGCAUAGUAGUCUCGAGCCCUGGUAGAUUCUAUGCUAGCUGCCUUUUUAAUUGUCUGUGGCACUGGGAAAGCUAUAGGCUUCCGGUGUUCCUCAGUUGCCUACAUCUUUGUCAGCUCCCUCAGGAUUACCUGUGAGAUGUGUAGCCUGCUUUCCACCGCUGAUCAAUCAAUCCUCAUCAGCAGGUCAAGUGACUGUGAUGUGUCCCUCAGACGGCGUUCGAUAAAACAUUCUGUGCCCCCGCCUGUCCUGCACCCUGCCAUCACUUUCCCACAGUGUCAUGAAAGGUAAAACGGGCUGUCUGUCAGACAUGGUCCCUUUUAAUGUGUUGACUCAGGCUGUGGGGUGAGACCAGGUAACCAGCAGUCCCAGCUAGUGUGUCAGGAGCAGACUAAUAUGCUAGGCAGCCCUCUCUUUAAACACUAGCAAGGCCGCUGGGCCAGACUCAAUACCAGGGCACGUUCUCAGAGCAUGGGCAGACCAGCUGGCAAGUGUCUUCACGGACAUUUUCAAUCUCUCCUUGUCCCAGUCUGUAAUCCCAACAUGUUUCAAGCUGGCCACCAUUGGCCCUGUUCCCAAGAACUCCAUGGUAACCUGCCUAAAUGACUAUCGUCCUGUAGCUAUCACAUCUGUAAUUAUGAAGUGCUUUAAAAGGCUGGUCAUGACACACAUCAACACCAUCAUCCCAGACACCUUGGACUUGCAUACCGCCCCAACAGAUCCACAGGUGACGCCAUCUCAAUUGCACUUUACAGUGCUCUCUCCCACUUUGACAAGAGGGGAAAUGACUGUGAAAAUGCUGUUCCUAGACUAUAGCUCAGCGUUCAACACCAUAGUCCCCUCCAAGCACAUCACCAAGCUCGGGACCCUAGGACUGAACACCUCCCUCUGCAGCUGGAUCCUGGACUUCCUGACGGGCCAGACCCAGGUGGUGAGGGUAGGCAACAACAUCUCCACCACACUGACCCACGACACGGGGCCCCUCAAGAGUGUGCACUAAGUUCCUUCCUGUACUCCCUGUACGCACGACUCCAACACCAUCGUCAAGUUUGCUGAAGACACAAUGGUGGUAGGCCUGAUCACCGACGGUGAUGAGACAGUCUACAGGGAGGUCAGAGACUUGGCAGUGUGAUGACAGGACUACGGCCUCUCCCUCAUCGACAGUAAGAUCAAGGAGUUGAUCGUGGACUACAGGAAAAAGGGCGGAGUGCAUGCCCCCAUCCACAUCGACGGGGCUGUAGUGGAGUGCCUCUUCCCCUUCAAGAGGCUACAAAGAUUUGGCAUGGGCCCUCGGAUCCUCUAAAGGUUAUACAGCUGCACCAUCGAGAGCAUCUUGACUGGCUGAAUCACCGCUUGGUAUGGCAAAUGCACCGCCCUCUACUGCAAAGCGCUACAGAGGGUGUUACGGACAGCCCAAUACAUCACUCCCUGUCAUCCAUCAUCCAGUUAAAUUUUACAAAUGAAUUAAAAUUGAAACGCUGAAAUGUGUUGAGUCAAUAAGUAUUCAACCCAUUUGUUAUGGCAAGCCUAAAUAAGUUCAGGAGUAAGAAUUUGAUUAACAAGUCACAUAAGUUGCAUGCACUCACUGUGUGCAAUAAGUGUUUUAAAAUGUGCUUAACAAGUUGCAUGGACUUUUGAAUGACUACCAUCGUACCCCACACAUACAAUUGUCUGGAAGGUCCCUCAAAUAAGCAGUGCGUUUCAAAGACAGAUUUAACAACAAAGAUCUGGGAGGUUUUCCAAUGCCUCACAAAGAAGGGCACCUAUUAGAAUAGGGGUAAAAAUACAAAAAGCAGACAUUGAAUAUCCCUUUGAGCAUGGUGAAGUUAUUAAUUACACUUUGAAUGGUGUAUAUACACCCAGUCACUACAAAGAUACAGGCAUCCUUUCUAACUCAGUUGCCGGAGAGGAAGGCAACAGCUCAGGGAUUUCACCAUGAGGCCAAUGGUGACUUUAAAACAGGUGUAACACAACUAAAUGUGGAAUAUGUCAAAGGGUAUGAAUACUUUAUGAAGGCACUGUAAGUGGUUACCCGGACAAUCUGCUCUGACCCUAUCUUGCACUGCCUCUAUGCACACUCGCAAGACCAUAUAUGCACUAUAGAGUAUAUACACACACACUACACUGACAUUCUCACAUAAACUCACACACACACACUACAUACACACACACUUUCACACUCAUAUGCUGCUGCGACUCUGUUCUGUAUUUUACUAUCCUGAUGCAUAGUAAUUUUACCCUCCCUUUUAUGUACAGAUCUACUGCAAAUACCUUGUACCCCACACAGUGAUGUGGUACUGGUACUCCCUGUAUAUAUCUUUAUUCUUGUGUAUUUAAUUUAUCUUGUAACAAUUAAUGUUUUUAUUCGUUUUUCUGCAUCGUUGGGAAAGGCUUGUAAGUAAGCAUUUCACUGUAAAGUCUACACCCGUUGUAUUCGGCACAAGUGACAAAUAACAUUUUGAUUUGGUCUCUGUACAGCUGGGAAAAAGGAAAGGGGUUACCUAGUCAGUUGUACAACUGAAUGCAUUCAGCUGAAAUGUCUUCCGCAUUUAACCCAACCCCUCUGAAUCAGAGAGGUGCGGGGGGCUGCCUUAAUCCACAUCCACAUCAUCGGCUGCCCCCCAAUAUACAGUCUGAUGCCCCUUAAUCUGUUUAGGAGCUAUAAUUAACAGACUGUUAAUGAAACUACCAUGGUGUUUCACUAACACUUUUUUCCACAUUUCCAUCAAGAGAAUGUAGGCUUUCCAUCAAGUGAAUGUAGGCUAUGUUAGUUAAAGCAUACUGUGGGAGUUAGAAAGUGCUAAGGACUUUGUUGUCCUGGAUGAUACAGUGCAUUCGGAAAGUAUUCAGACCUCUUGACCUUUUCCACAUUUAGUUACGUACAGCCUUAUUCUGAAAGGGUUUAAAUAAAUAAAAAAUGAAUCAAUCUACACACAAUACCCCAUAAUGACAAAGUGAAAACAGGUUUUUAGAAAUAUUUGCAAAUGUAUUAAAAAUGAACAGAAACCUUAUUUACAUAGGUAUUCAGACCCUUUGCUACGAGACUCGAAAUUGAGCACAGGUGUGUCCUCUUUCCAUUGAUCAUCCUCGAUGUUUCUAUAACUUGAUUGGAGUCCACCUGUGGUCAAUUCUAUUGAUUUGGACAUGAUUUGGAAAGGUACACACCUGUCUAUAUAAGGUCCCACAAUUGACAGUGCAUGUCAGAGCUAAAACCAAGCCAUGAGGUCGAAGGAAUUGUCUCCGAGACAGGAUUGUGUCGACGCACAGAUCUGGGGAAGGGUUCCAAAACAUUUCUGCAGCAUUGAAGUUCCCCAAGAACACAGUGGCCUCCAUCAUUCUUAAAUGGAAGAAGUUUGGAACCACCAAGACUCUUCUUAGAGCUGGCCGCCCGGCCAAACUGAGCAAUCGGGGGAGAAGGGCCUUGGUCAGGGAGGUCACCAAAAACCUGAUGGUCACUCUGAAAGAGCUCCAGAGUUCCUCUGUGGAGAUUAGAUAACCUUCCACAAGGACAACCAUCUCUGCAGCACUCUACCAAUCAGGCCUUUAUGAUAGAGUAGCCAGAUGGAAGCCACUCUUCAGUAAAAUGCACAUGACAGCCCACUUGGAGUUUGCCAAAAGGCACCUAAAGAACUUCCAGACCAUGAGAAACAAGAUUCUCUGCUCUGAUGAAACCAAGAUUGAACGCUUUGGCCUGAAUGCCAAGCGUCACGUCUGGAAGAAACCAGGCACCAUCCCUACGGUGAAGCAUGGUGGUGGCAGCGUCAUGCUGUGUGGAUGGUUUUUAGUGGCAGGGAGACUAGUCAGGAUUGAGGGAAAGAUGAACCGAGCAAAGUACAUAGAGAUCCUUGAUGAAAACCUGCUCCAGAGCGCUCAGGACCUCCGACUGGGGCGAAGGUUCAUCUUCCAACAGGGCAACGACCCUAAGCACACAGACAACGUAGGAGUGGCUUCGGGACAAGUUUCUGAAUGUCCUUGAGUGGCCCAGCCAGAGCCCGGACUUGAAUCCAAACGAACAUCUCUGGAGAGACCUGUAAAUAGCUGUGCAGCGACACUCCCUAUCCAACCUGACAGCUUGAGAAGAUCUGUAGAGAAGAAUGGGAGAAACUCCCCAAAUACAGGUGUUCCAAGCUUGUAGCGACAUACCCAAGAAGACUCGAGGCUGUAAUUGCUGCCAAAGCUGCUUCAACAAAGUACUGAGUAAAGGGUCUUAAUACUUCUGCAAAUGUGAUAUUUCUGUUUUUGGGGUAUUGUGUGUAGAUUGUUGAGGGGGGGGGGGGGGGGGACAUUUAAUCCAUUUUAGAAUAAGGUUGUAAUGUAACAAAAUGUGAAAAGUCAAGGUGUCUGAAUACUUUCCGUAUGCACUGUAUGUUUGACAGAAUGACAGAAUCAGUUUACUGGUCCUUAAUCCUUUGUUGUGUCUGUUCUCCCCGUCACAGGUGAAAUCGAUCAAGACCGGCUCAGUGUUCUGGUCCAUUGGCUGCUGCCUCUCCUACUUCUACAUGGUGAGUGUCAAAGAGCCUUAAUUGUUACUCGUAAACACAUAGAAAACAGUUUCAUUGACUUCCACCAACAUAGCAUCCCAUCUCUGGCAAUGGGAAUUGGAAGUCAUGAUUACAGUAAGAUUACCCCAAGAUAGCAUUGUUGAGUGCAAUCGUAGACGUCAAAAGCGGUAAUGAGUGGCGUGAAAAAGGAGUCUGCACCGGCGCGUUAAACGUUAUUUAUGAAACCCCCCCCUGAAACCCCCCCCUGUCGGGGUCGAUGGAGAGAGAAAAUAAAAGAUAAACAGAGCCGACUGCCUCCCAGACAGGUUUCUUUGUGUACGAUUGGUGAUGUUGAGCGCCUGCAAAGAUCUUCUGCUUCCAGUGUCUUCACAGUUAAGUCUCCCCUCUGCUCCGGAAAAUACAUAUGUCAAAUGAAACGGAUUACAGAGAUUCAGCUGCCAUCGAUCAUGUCGGGGCCCAGCAUCCAAACUCCGGCAGGGAAAAGCCACUAAUGACCACAUCUGAAGAGAUAUGAGAGCAGGGAGAUUUUCUACUGAGAGAAACCACAGCAAUUUUAUAAGCCCCUCUCUCAUUCUGUCUGUCUCCUCCGGAGUGAGAAUAUUUCGACCUCCCCCUCUCUACGGUUCUGAGUAGAGGGAGUACAGCUACAACCGGAAGUUACUUUUUCGUAGCAGGUUAGGAUAAUUAACAUGGCAGGUUAGGAGACUUAGGUUAAGGUUAGGAAAAGGGUUACGGUUAGCUAAAAUGCUCUCAUAACCUGCUACAAAAAGUCACUUCCAGUCGUAGGUGUACUCCCUCUAGUCACAACUCCGCUCUACCCAUCCCUCCCACUAACAUCCUUCUGAUGUCUGACCUGUUGCAGGGUUUGUUGGCAACACGACAAGCCCGUAUCUCCUUUGUCGGCAACACGACAAGCCCGUAUCUCCUUUGUCGGCAACACGACAAGCCCGUAUCUCCUUUGUCACACGCUCUCACGACCCUCUAGUGCCCCAUUACUCAACUGGCAGACCGAAUCCGGACGUACAACAGAGUCAGUACCCCCUAGUGCCCCCAAUACUCGGUCGUACUUCGACACCUGGUAUCAUAUAAACACACAUAAGACAUGGAAGAAUACGUAGAAUUGCAGGAAAUGAGCUUUAAAUCAGCCCAAAAAUCUCUGCCCCAUGCAAAAUGUGUUGAACUGUGGAAAUUAGCUUUAAAACUGCAACAUUUUCUCUCUGCCAACAAGAGGGGUGUGAACAGUUUGGGGUCGCAUGGAUUGCGAGGUGGGAGUUUACUACGCCGAUAAAUUACAUUAUCCAGCUGGACCUUUGCCACCUAGGAAAUUUGUGUGACCGGACCUUCUCAAAUAUUACUUGAGUACCCCUGCUCUAGUGGGUGUGAGUAGUUGCAGCCCUACAUGCUGCAAUAUCUACCCCUCCACCGUUUCUCCCCUCCCACUGUUGAUUAAGGAUACCCACCCAUGGGGCUUAAUCGAACAUGACACAUGCACAGCGAGAGAUUCCGUGCUCAGCUCUGUGUCAUGAUCAGACCAUGGAGGGAGAGAAGAAGCUCAGUUGAGACGUCAUGAUGGACAAGAACUGCGAAAGCCCCUACUGUGAGAGCUGCCUGAUGUUCUAUCUUAUGUCUCCCGGGAGAGAAUGUGUUUUCCCUAAGUGACAACUCCCUCCUACCCUGCCAGAACCCCCCUCCCCCGACCACGAGCAUCAUGGGAGCACUUCUGAAGUUCUUUUCACUCAAAGUAUUUGAGGCAUUCUCAGCAGCACAACUCAGCUCUUCAUGUGAUUGUAAGAUGUGCCGCUUUCUGGAGGUUAUUAUUAGAAGUCAAGCGAUAAAAUCACAACUCGAGGCCCUUUUUACAUUAAAGAAAUCUAUCCAGCGCUUUGCAGUGGUUCACCUACCUCCCCGGGCCCCACCUGACUUUCAACAAAACGACUUUCUCCCACAAAUAACUUUAUUUUCUCAGUCAAGGCCACAGCUUAUAUCCUCCACUCAUGCCAUCUGAUACCCCCGUAGGUGACCGACAGCAUCUCAGGUUAUUCUGUUUCCAGCAUCCUAAAGAGGUCCCUGAGCCUCUUUUAGCCGCCUUCUGAGGCAUUCAAAUCUAUGCCCUUUUACCACUACAAUACCCUCCGUCCCCCUAUGCUUCUUCAUAGUAAUGAGAGCAGUGGAGUGUGGGUAAAGAAAAUGGCUAAAGUCUAAUGGUGUCUGGCUCUUUGCUGACCCCAUUAUGAACAGUCGCAGGGCCAAAUGCUAAUUUGAGAUGCACUUGUUGUAGUACACACACUAACAGGUUAGCGUUGGGCCCAUAGGAAGCCCUAACAUAGUGUAACAGCCCUUCCUCCUGGUUGUAUUGUAACAUACACAAACUGCUCGUCCUCCUGGUUGUAUUGUAACAUACACAAACUGCUCGUCCUCCUGGUUGUAUUGUAACAUGCACAAACUGCUCGUCCUCCUGGUUGUAUUGUAACAUACACAAACUGCUCGUCCUCCUGGUUGUAUUCAUUUCAUUUCAUUUCAGUCAUUUAGCAGACGCUCUUAUCCAGAGCGACUUACAGGAGCAAUUAGGGUUAAGUGCCUUGCUCAAGGGCACAUCGACAGAUUUUUCACCUAGUCGGCUCGGGGAUUAGAACCAGCGACCUUUCAGUUACUGGCACAACGCUCUUAACCACUAAGCUACCUGCAAACUGCUCGUCCACCUGGUUGUAUUGUAACAUACAGAAAAGGUUGUUCCUCAUUGUAUUGUAAAGGAAGCUUGUCCAAGGACAACUGCUCUUCUCAUAGAAAUACUGUCAGAACAUGGCAUGAAAGCCUUACAGGGAUGUCACUCAGAUGUUUCAAUACACACAGGGGAUAUUAUGAGGAUGUGGCUUAUCUAAUUAGGGAAUCUGCUAACUACAUUAUCUCCAGCUUAUAACAUUCCUGAUAGUUACUAUUGCCAGAAGGAUAUAUUAUUAACUCAAAGCCAGAGUAAGAAGUGGUUUUAUUGAGAUUCAUUAAGCAGGAUGCCUAGCGGCCUAACCAGAAAAAACAUUGUUUCAAUCGAGGCCUUUCUCAUGGGAAGUGUGAUAGGUUUCUAGCUAAAACAUCGUUUUUGCUGGUUUCUUGAUGUAGGACUGAGCUAUAUCGAUAAAUACAUUAUUUACUCUAACAAGCAUAUUGAUUGUGUAUGCACCAGCUCUUUCAGCUACCUCACUGUCUCUUAGCAGACUUUAUUUUGGUGGUAAACAAGAUAUUUUGUGCUUGGUGGUGCAGAGAUUUUGACUGUACUGUCCUCAAAGAGUCUGAGUACAGAGUUGUUUCAAGCUUUGUCUUCGAUAUGGCUCGGUGUCUCCAGAAGAUUGCUGCUUGCUUAUUCGACCCUCAACCAUGUGGGGGAAGUAAUGCAGAAAAUGUUUCUCAUACACAAGCUUCUCUCUCUCUCUCAAACAACACACACACACAACGGCGAGGUCAUUAGCAGUACAUGUGUGAGAUGUUUGGUCAAAUUACGCUCCGUGGCCAGGAGGCUGCGGCAUGCGACCCUCGGCGCAAGAUACUAGCCUCACUCUCUCCUCUCCUCACUGAUACCGCCCAGCAGUUCCUCUGGGCCGGCGUUGUGUUUUCAAUUAUCAACCUCUUCUCUCACAGAGAACCGCUGCGGCUGUGUUAACACAGGAAAUUCGCUCAAAAUGGGAGUUGUCUCUGUAAUCAUUCAAGUUACAGUUCAACUGCACCUAAUUUAGCUCACACCAUCUGAAGCUAAAGAUGGAAAUGGCUGUGAAAAGAUAAUUGCACUUAACCACUCCGGAACAAACUUAUUGAGGGGAGUUUUAUCUCCUUCUAGUGUGACUCUUUGUUUUAGUUUUUUCGCAAUUAGAAGUAAUUGCAAAACAUAUUUUAAUCAUAGAUGAGUGAUUGUGAAUUAAAUGUGUGACUAAGCAGGUGUGUGUGUGUGUGUGAGAGAGUCUACGAUCCUUCUGUCUGUGCUCUGUACAUCCUACGUACUGCAGUUGAUGUUUUUGUAGAGUAUUUUAUAGUCCCCUUGUUUCACGCUGCAAGUCUGAGACAGUGUUGCUGCAUAAUUUCAUGGAGCUUUUAAAAUUAUUGAUGCAUUUUACUUUACGGUCAUACAGUGUUAAAUAUGAUUGCAUUGGUUUUAUAUGGGGCCACUGCGCAUUUCCAUGCAUUCCUGGUGGCAUGUGUGUUUUGCUGAUGGCUCUGUGUUUGUUGCAGGUGUCAGCAUGGGGAGGAUAUGUCUUCAUCAUCAACCUGAUCCCCCUGCAUGUGUUUGUGCUGCUGCUCAUGCAGCGCUACAGCAGGAGGGUCUAUAUCGGUGAGUGACCACAAACACUUUCAUCUGCUAAAGAGAUGUGAACAUAAACCCUCUACACUGAGUGUACAAAAUAUUAGGAACAUGACAUGGACUGACCAGGUGAAUCCAGGUGAAAGCUAUGAUCCCUUAUUGAUAUCAGUUAAAUCCACUUCAAUCAGCGUAGAUGAAGGGGAGGAGACAGGUUAAAGAAGGAUUUUUAAGCCUUGAGACAAUUGAGACUUGGAUUGUGUAUGUGUGCCAUUGAGGGUGAAUGGGCAAGACAAAAUAUUUGAGUGCCUUUGAACAGGGUAUGGUAGUAGGUGCCAGGCGAACCGGUUUGAGUGUGUAAAGAACUGCAACGCUGUUGGGUUUUUCAUGCUCAACAGUUUCCCGUGUGUAUCAAGAAUGGUCCACCACCCAAAGGACACCCAGCCAACUUGACACAACUGUGGGAAGCAUUGGAGUGAAUAUGGGCCAGCAUCCCUGUGGAACGCUUUCGACACCUUGUAGAGUCCAUGGCCUGACAAAUUGAGGCUGUACUGAGGGCAAAGGGGGGUGCAAAUCAAUAUUAGGAAGGUAUUCCUGAUGUUUUGUACACUCAGUUGAUAUGUGAACGCAAACCUUCUAUCUGCUAAAGAGAUGUGACUGCACGCACCUGUUUUCCUCAAAACAACCACAAAUACUCUACCGAAUGUGACUGAAAACUGAGUUUAAUAAUUCUGAAUUUGACUGCGUAUAUCUUCCUGUAAAUUGCUUAUAUUCGUCCUUGAGGCUUACAGAACACAACCCAUCAUUGUCAGACAGACAACAUUGCAGAAAUGCUGCAGCAUCGUAGGCAGUACAUAUUUAGCUGAGCUGAAGGAACAGCAGGCUAGCUGGGAUAAAUGGUUUAGCAUCAAGCAUAAUUUACACUUGAUUAUACAUAUUACUCACAGUAAACAGUACCCCGUUCUUGGGCGCUUUGAAAAUAAAUUACGUCCCUAUUUAAAAAGAGGGCAUUGACCCUGCUGUACUCAAUCUCUUUGCAUUUUCCUCAACCAAGGAUUCCACCCUUCCACAAGAACCGUUUGUUAAUGCAGACCAUUUUUCCAUUGCAUUGUUCUGAAAUAUUUAUGGCUUCGAACGCAGAAGCUGUCAACCUCAAACACCCUUUGCAUAGUUAUUCAAGCAGCAAUCUUGUGUAAGGCCUUGAUCCUUAAAGUGCUUCAUAACCAUCUCGUUUUGAUCUAGUUUUAACCUUUCUCCUUCAUCUACCAUAGAGAAAGCUCUUCUAAAAACUAGAUAUCGCUUUGGCAUCGGUGCUGGCACAAUGAGUGCAUUGUCAGUGUUACUCGCAGUUAUAUUUCACAUAGUUCAUCUCUUACAUCCAUCAGUCAACAGGCGAUAAUGAAUCAGUCGGGAGUGCUCAGAGCUAGUCUGUCACUUCAAAAAGCCCCAGUGUUCAGAAAAGUAUGGAAUCUUGAUUAGGGCACAUGGCUUAGGAUCAGAUCAGCUCCCCCCCCAGCUACAAAGGUGGGAGUUCUACAGUUUCACUGCAUCGUGGGCUCAUGUUAGGCCCCCCACUGCGCAUUUCUUUGCCCACUUCUAUGUUCUCAGUAAAUUACUCCAGAUGAGAUGUUAUUGUAUUUACUCCCACUCAGGAGAUGCAUUGACAAAAUCAAUGCACAUUAAAUACCUCUAAAGAGAGAAAAGGCGCUUUACCUUAACAACCCAAACUGAAGUGAUAGUGGGUUUUUGAAUAGAACAGUGUCUGUGUUCAACCUGUUUGUUUGAUCUCAUCUCUCGCUCUUGGUCUUUCUCUUUCUUUCUCCAUCAGCUUACAGCACUUUCUACAUCGUGGGCCUGGUGCUAUCCAUGCAGAUCCCCUUUGUGGGCUUCCAGCCAAUCAGAACCAGCGAGCACAUGGCGGCAGCAGGUAAAGUAACUUUUUGUUAUUCUGACUGUGAAACACUCCACGAUUAGUGCAAAUUCACCAAAGUAGCAUAAAGUUUGCCUCUUCCUCUCUGGUUUUAAGGUGCUACAUAGGAUUUUAUUUUAUUUUCUGAAAUUACAAUGCAAAAAUAAAAACAAAAUCCUGUGUAGCACCUUAACCAGAGAGGAAGAAGUGAACUUUAUGCCACUUUUGGUGAAUUUGCGAGGCAACAAGACAUUGCGAUAUACAGAUUUCCAAGACAUAUGCGCACAGUUCUUUCUGCCUGCCCCCUCCUCUCUCUCCCUCGGGCUAGCUUGCCUGGUCUUUCUCUUCACUAUUGACACAAGCGUGUGUUCAGUCUUCGGUCUGCUGCGUGUAGAAUAUGCUAGCCUAUUCAUUGAUGAUAGGCCCUGCUUUACUGAAGAUGCAGCUUUUGAUUACCGAUAGAUAGGCCUAGUGCACGGUUCUGACUCUGUCUACCUGGUGGCCGACCUGCCUAUACUGUACCUCUCUCCGCUCUUGGUCCCUCGCUAGCUCGCUAUGAAAAAUGCAAGUGUUAGUGUUCUCGGAAGUACGGCAACUAAUCAGUCUCUUCCGCAGUGUUGCCAACUCCUCAGUAAGGAAAGUAGCUAUUGGCUGUCCUAAAAGUCGCUAAAUGACGUCAUCACCUAAUUUACAUAAUUGGCAAUGUCUAUGUAAUUGUGAUGGACGCUGUGGGAGAGAGGAAUAGCGUCGUGGGAGAGACAAAAAGUGAGUAAAAACACUCUACAUUUACAUCCCGCCCUGAAUGUAAGCCAGGGCGGGAUCAGCCAGCGGCGGCUUCCCGCAUGCGCAGUCUGGACGCGGAGGGGUGAACAUCUCCUCCUCUGACUGCAGCUGGGAGGGACUGCUGCGUGAGGACUGGGCCGAGUGCUUUGGGACAGGGGUAACAAAGCACCCGCUGCUCGUUGAGAAGAGUAAGAACGAUACGUGCUUUCACGUCAGUCUCCAAAAGUCUCCAAUAACACCAGAAAAAGUCGCUAGAUUUGUCGCUAGUCGCUUUUUUGAAAAUGUGUCGCUAGAGGGGUCUGAAAACUUGCUAAAUAUAGCGACAAAGUCGCUAAGUUGGCAACACUGCUCUUCCGUUCCAAAAAGACUGAAUCUUAGGAGUUGAAGAGUCGAUUCCUAGCGGAAUCGAAUCUUGACUUUUAGAAAUGGGCGUAGACCCCAAGAGUUUAUGCGCAACAAGUCGAGGAAGAUAUUUUGGAAUCGACUCUCCACCACUACAUCAUCGUUAACAGCUGGAAAAUUGGCAGAGAAAGUCAAGCGACAGCAGCAAAGUCCUGUAUGGCAAUACUUUGAGAAGUUAUGUGAGAAGGUGGUGAAAUGCAAACUUUGCAAGGUGGAAUUUAGGUACAGUAACGGUAGUACAGGUGCAAUGCUUAACCAUCUGAAAGGGACGCACCGUGAGACCCAAACCGUUGCUGGCAGCAGCGCAGCUGCAUUGUGAAUUAAUGUGUAAUUUUAUAAAUGUUUCUUAUCGUUACUUUUGUCACAUCCCUAGUAACAGGAUUACGUAGCUCUAAAGCAUCAAUGUAUGUUCCUCUUAGUCUAAUGUAGCUUCAGUCUGGUUUCUGAAGUGGUGUUUGUUAUGCGGGUGACCAGGGCAGCACGUCAGCGGCGUGGGCUUUGAGGAACGGAAAGCACCGUCACACUCUCAAAGGAUGGGCGUUUGGCUUCAGGCAGCAGCUGCUCGCAACAUCUAGCGGCGUGUCUACAGCAACAGCCAGCGCGACGUGACAGGAAGGGAAAGAAAAGAGAGCUGGACCUCCCCGCAGGAGGCUGGCAUCAGAGUGAUGGGCAUUUUUGCAUCAUUGCACGCUUUCUGGGUUCUGAAGGAGUUGUGACCUUGGAAUGCUGCUGGGGGGGGGGGUGCCACAUCAGAUAACAGAACUGAGAUCCCAUUUAGUCUUAACUGUUCCAGUUAUUCAAAUAUAUUGUCAUGCAUUAUUACAGCAUCAGUGUGUAGCACAUAUAUAGUAAUACGACCAUCAAAUGAUAGUCCUUAUUUAAAAUGUUUUGUAUAUAAACCUGCUUGCUUGAGACCCACAUUAAGGUUGUUGUGAUAAUAACUCCAACAUUCUGUGAUUGUAUGUGUCCUGUCACAGGUGUGUUUGCGCUGCUCCAGGCAUAUGCAUUGCUGCAGUACCUGAAGGACAGGCUCACCAAGCAGGAGUUCCAGACCCUGUUCUUCCUGGGGGUGUCGCUAGCUGCUGGGGUGGUGUUCCUCACUGUCAUCUAUCUCACCUACACUGGUGAGUUCCUAUACCAUUACACAUACACAUGACUUACAGAAGCAUGUCUUCAUAUAACACAUACAUUGCCUUCAGAAAGUAUUCAGACCCCUUGACUUAUUCCACACUUUGUUGUGUUACAGCCUGAAUUCAAAAUGGAUUAAAUAGAUUUUAUCUCACCCAUCUACACACACACUAAUCCAUAAUGACAAAGUGAAAACUUUAGACAUUUUUGCAAGUGUAUUGAAAAUGAAAUACGGAAAUAUCUAAUUUACAUAAGUAUUCACACCCCUGAGUCAAUACAUGUUAGACUAACCUUUUGGCAGUGAUUACAGCUGUGGGUCUUUCUGGGUAAGUCUAAGAGCUUUGCACACCUGGAUUGUACAAAAUUAUUCAACCUCUGUCAAGUUGUUUGUUGCUAAUUGCUUGACAGCGAUUUUAAUUCAAAAGUAUAACUAGGUCACUCAGGAACAUUCAAUGUAGUUUUGGUAAGCAUCUACAGUGUAGAUUUGGCCUUGUGUUUUAGGUUAUUGUCCUGCUGAAAGGUGAAUUUGUCUGCCAGUGUCUGUUGGAAAGCAGGCUGAACCAGGUUUUCCUCUAGGAUUUUGCCUGUGCUUAGCUCUAUUCAGUUUGUUUUUAGAAAAAUAAAAAAAACUCCCGGGCCUCCCGAGUGGCGCGGCGGUCUAACGCACUGCAUCGCAAUGCUAUAGGCGUCACUACAGACCUGGGUUCGAUCCCAGGCUGUAUCAUAACCGGCCGUGAUCGGGAGGCCCAUAGGGGGCGCACAAUUGGCCCAGGGUCGUCCGGGUUAGGGGAGAGUUUGGCCGGGGGGGGGGCUUUACUUGGCUCAUUGCGCUCUAGCGACUCCUUGUGGCGGGCCGGGCGCAUGCAGGCUGACCUCGGUCGUCAGUUGAACAGCGUUUCCUCCGACACAUUGGUGCGGGCGGGUGUUAAGAAGCGCGGUUUGGCGGGUCAUGUUUCGGAGGAUGCAUGACUCGACCUUCAUCUCCCAAGCAUGUUGGGGAGUUGCAGCGAUGAGACAAGAUCGUGGUCCUCUGUAGCUCAGCUGGUAGAUCACAGCGCUUGUAACGCUAAGGUAGUGGGUUCGAUCCCCGGGACCACCCAUACACAAAAAAAAAAUGUAUGCACGCAUUACUGUAAGUCGCUUUGGAUAAAAGCGUCUGCUAAAUGGCAUAUUAUAUUAUUAUUAUUAUAAGAUCGAAAUUGGGAGAAAAAGGGUGUAAAAUACACAAAACAAUUACUAAAACUCCCUAGUCCUUGCAGAUGACAAGCAUACCCAUAACAUGAUGCAGCCACCACCAUGCUUGAAAAUAUAAAGCGUGGUACUCAGUGAUGUGUUGUGUUGGAUUUGUCCAAAACAUAACGCUUUGUAUUCAGGACAUAAAGUUAAUUUCUUAGACAAUUUUUUUGCAGUUUUACUUUAGUGUCUUAUUGCAAACAGGAAUCAUGUACAGGCUCUGUCAUUUUAGGUUAGUAUUGUGGCGUAACUACAAUUUUGUUGAUCCAUCCUCAGAUUUCUCCUAUCACAGCCAUUAUUAAACUCUGUUUUAAAUUCGCCAUUGGCCUCAUGAUGAAAUCCCUGAGCGGUUUCCUUCCUCUCCGGCAACUGAGUUAGGAAGGACGCCUGUAUAGGUGCCCUUCUUUGCGAGGCAUUGGAAAACCUCCCUGGUCUUCAUGGUUGAAUCUGUGUUGGAAAUUCACUGCUCGACUAAGGGACUUUACAGAUAAUUGUAUGUGUGGGGUACAGAGAUGAGACAGUCAUUCAAAAAGCCUAUUAAACACUUGUUACACACAAAGUGAGUCCAAGAAACGUAUUAUUUGACUUGUUAAGCACAUUUCUACUCCUGAACAUAUUUAGGCUUGCCAUAACAAAGGGGUUGAAUACUUAUUGACCCAAGACAUUUCAGCUUUUCAUUUUUAGUUAACUUCUAAAAACAUAAUUCCACUUUGAAAUUAUUGGGUAUUGUGUGUAGGCCAGUGACACGAUAUCUCAAUUUAAUCCAUUUAAAAUUCAGGCUGUAACACAACAAAAUGUGGAAAAAGUUGUGGUUGUAAAUAAUUUCAGAAGGCACUGUAGUUAGUUCCACAUACACCGGACAUACAGAAGCAUGACUUCAUAUACCUUAUAAUUAGUUACACAUACACCUGACUUACAUUAGUCAGUCCUCAAUAUAUACCAUAUACUGUAGUCAUAUACCUUAUACUGUAGUAUCAGUUAUAUACAGUCCCUAUACGUCAACAUUGCACAUACACUUUGCUUUCAAAACCAAAUCCUCAUAUACCAUAUAAUUACAUAUACACCUGACCCACCAGGUAUAAACAACUAACACAAGCUAGUCCUCAGAUACCAUAAUAGUUACUUUUUUUUUUUUAAAUCUCUGUUACACAUUUAGCUUGUAUUGUUGAGAGCCUUUGUUACUCAUGUACCUGGCCCACUAAAUAUAUUUCUAACCUCCACUGCUCAACAUUCCUCUCGAGUCCCGACCCACAUAUGCCCUACUGCUGAACAGACGCCUGACCCACUAAAACAGGGCUAUUUAAUUCCUGUCCUGGGAGGCCAAAACUGUUUAGUUUUUUUUGUUUCUACCUCGUAGUUAAUUGCACUUAUCUAGUGUCCCAUGUUGGAAUCUGUCCCUGUUUAGCAUGGGCGACAGUGAAAACCUGAAGUGUUUCGGUUCUUGAGGACCAGAAUUGAAUGGCCCUGCACCAAAGGGUCCCUAUUCACUUUGUCAAUAUAUCUGUACACUACCCAUACCACCUUAUACUGUCACAAACAAACAUACAUACCAGUUUCAACCAUACGCCAACAAGUCUGCAUAAUAACCACUAAUGAAAUGACACUAGUGUGUGUUCAAGUUCCCAAUCUUGUGUAUUGAUUGUGUUUGUUCAUUUAGGUUACAUCGCUCCGUGGAGUGGGCGAUUCUACUCGCUGUGGGACACCGGGUAAGCACUGCUAACCUUUCCUAUCGAUGAAACAUUUGUUUAAUUGAAUGUGUGCGCUGCGAAAGGGCUUAGUCUCAAAGGAAAUGCGAGCAGUCUUUUUCUUCCCAAACACGCUUGGACUACAUUCUGUACAUGAACUGCAGCAUGUCUGCAUUAAGCAACGAUCAAUCGGUUUGUUUGCUGACAGCACCGCACUUUCUCUCCCUUUACAUUCCCUUUGAGGCGGUUUCUUGAAUCUUUAUCUUCCCUGAAGUACCAGAUGUUUCUCUUCUAUCUUCACUCUUCCCCCCUCUCUCUCUCUCUCUCCCCCUCUCCCCCUCUCCCCCUCUCCCCCUCUCUCCCUCUCUCCCUCCCUCUCUCUCUCCCCCUCUCCCCCUCUCCCCCUCUCUCCCCCUCUCUCCCUCUCUCCCUCUCCAGCUACGCUAAGAUCCAUAUCCCGAUCAUCGCGUCAGUGUCGGAGCACCAGCCCACCACCUGGGUGUCGUUCUUCUUCGACCUCCACAUCCUGGUCUGCACCUUCCCAGCAGGUCUCUGGUUCUGCGUCAAGAAUAUCAACGACGAGCGCGUCUUUGGUAAACUGGGGCUCGUUAAAACACAACAUACAUACAUAUAUAAUUUGAAUACGUCUGAAUAUUUAGAGGGGAAUAUGGUGAUUUGAGAGCAAUAUACAUUAUAGCAAGGACGUCCUCAUGUUAUUGAUAUACUGUACACACCUGUUCCUAGAAGGUGUACUGGAAGAGGGAAUGCAGAACAGAAUCACACUGCUCCAGUGCAGGAGGGGCUAUGCUUGAGCUGGUUUCUGUUUUUCCCUUGCACUUAAAGGAAAACUGCCAUUGAUUGCUCCAAGAACCUACACAUAUGUUAACCCAGCUCUAAAUCAGUCUCUCAGAUUUAAAGAACACCCACGAGGACCUGAGUUGUGCACCGUGCACUUUUGACAUGCAUUGCAUUCGGAAAGUAUUCAUACUCCAGGACUUUUUCCACCUUUUGUUACGUUACAGCCUUAUUCAAAAAUUGAUUAAAUUGUUGUUCACUAAUUUACUCCAAGUAGGGAAAGGAUGGUGGGGUUGAAAAGUAAUAAAGGGGAGUGUAUAUAUAGAUAAAAAAAAUAUGGGGGAUUGGAAGUGAUGCAGACAAUUACAUUGAUAGAAGAUACAAUCUAUCUGCAAUAUUAAGCUGAUCCAUUCCCCCAGAGAAAAAUAAAUAAAAAUAAAUUGAUUGAUUUGUUUUUUUGAAAUGUCAGACCCUUUACUCAGUACUUUGUUCAAGCACCUUUGGCAGUGAUUACAGCCUCAAGUCUUCUUGGGUAUGACGCAACAAGCUUGGCACACCUGUAUUUGGGGAGUUUCUCCCAUUCUUCUGUGCAAAUCUUCACAAGCUCUGUCAGGUUGGAUGGGGAGUGUCGCUGCAAAGCUAUAUUCAGGUCUCUCCAGAGAUGUUCGAUCGGAUUCAAGUCUGUGCUCUGGCUGAGCCACUCAAGGACAUUCAGAGACUUGUGCCGAAGCCACUACUGCGUUGUCUUGGCUGUGUGCUUGGUGUCGUUGUCCUGUUGGAAGGUGAACCUUCACCCCAGUCUGAGGUCCUGAGUGCUCUGGAGCAGGUUUUCAUCAAGGAUCUCUCUGUACUUUGCUCCGUUCAUCUUAUCCUCAAUCCUGACUAGUCUCCCGGUCCCUGCCGCUGGAAAGCAUCCCCAGAGCAUGAUGCUGCCACCAUCAUGCUUCACCGUAGGGAUGGUGCCAGGUUUCCUCCAGACGUAACGCUUGGCAUUCAGGCCAAAGAGUUCAAUCUUGGUUUCAUCAGAUCCGAUAAUCUUGUUUCUCAUGGUCUGAGAGUCUUUAGGUGCCUUUUGGCAAACUCCAAGCGGGCUGUCAUGUGCAUUUUACUGAGGAGUGGCUUCCGUCUGGCCACUCUACCAAAAAGGCCUGAUUUGGUGGAGUGCUGCAGCGAUGGUUGUCCUUUUGGAUGGUUCUCCCAUCUCCACAGAGGAACUCUGGAGCUCUGUCAGAGUGACCAUCGGGUUCUUGAAAACCUCUCUAACCAAGACCCUUCUCCCCCGAUUACUCAGUUUGGCCGGGCGGCUGCAGAAACGUUUCGGUACCCUUCCUCAGAUCUAUGCCUCGACACAAUCCUGUCUCGGAGCUCUACGGACAAUUCCUUCGACCUCAUGGCUUGGUUUUUGCUCUGACAUGCACUAUCAACUGUGGGACCUUAUAUAGACAGGUGUGUGCCUUUCCAAAUAUUGUCCAAUCAACAGAAUUUACCACAGGACUCCAAUCAAGUUGUAGAUACAUCUCAAGGAUGAUCAAUGGAAACAGGAUGCACCUGAGAUACAUUUUGAGUCUCAUAACAAAGGGUCUGAAUACUUAUGUAAAUAAGGUAUUUCUGUUUUUUAUUUGUAAUUAGGGGGUAUUGUGUGUAGAAUUAUUUAAAAAAAUAAAAAUACAUUUUAGAAUAAGGCUAUAACGUAACAAAAUGUGGACAAAGUCAAGGGGUCUGGAUACUUUCCGAAUGCACUGUAGAUGAAUUAACCGGCCUUUAACCUUUCCUGCCUCUCUCCUGCCCCCCAGUGGCUCUCUAUGCCAUCAGCGCAGUCUACUUUGCUGGGGUGAUGGUGCGCCUGAUGCUGACUCUGACACCGGUGGUGUGCAUGCUGUCGGCCAUCGCCUUCUCCAGUGUGUUCGAGCACUACCUGGGGGACGACAUGAAGAGGGAGAACCCUCCAAUAGAGGACAGCAGUGACGAGGAUGACAAAAGGAGCUCAGGGAACCUCUAUGACAAGGUUAGGAGGAGUCACGGUCCAGGGCCUGUAUUCAUAAGUAGGCUUGGGCGAUACCCCGGUAUACGGUAUAAACGGUAUAUUUCGAAAUACCAGGCACCCGGCACACCACAAGGAGUCGCUAAGGCGCGAUGCCCCCCCCGGCCAACCCUCCCCUAACCCGGACGAUGCUGGGCCAAUUGUGCGUCGUCCUAUGGGACUCCCGGCUACAGCCCAGGAAUGAACCCGGGUCUGUAGUAACGCCUCUAGCACUGCGAUGCAGUGCCUUAGACUGCUGCGCCACUCGGGAGGCCCACUCACUUUCAGUAUUUUAAUCAAUUUCUGCACUGUGUUUUCACACUUAUCUUAGUAUGCCUGGGACUGCAUUUUUGGCUGUUCUUACUUUUGCCACUAGAGGGCGCUCUGGCUAUUUCUGUGGGUCUGUAUCAAGGGGCCUGGGUGCACAAAACCUCCAUCAAAUUAUUCAAAGAAUUGUCGCUGAGGCCGAUUUUUAUUUUUUAUUUUAUCACUCAAAGACGAAGAUAUUAACAUUUUAUAUUCAUCCAAUGUCUGCCAUGUUUUUGGAUGACGUAAUGGCUCCCCUAGUGCGCAUGUGAUGUUGGUCCAUAUAAACCGGAUGCAACAAAGAUAUAGACUGUCCAUGAAUCGGCGUAUUUGAACGUGAGUAGAUUACCUUGAAAAAAACUGUUGGACAUCUUAGACACAGUUUCUAGUCCUCAUUAUACCUCAGUGGUCUGUACUCCUGAAGUUGACUGUUUUGUGCUUGUCAUUUAGCUAGCAGUUCUCAGGUGUUAGCAGCCAAUGGCUAGCAGUUUCUUACUGGUGAUAAAAAAGGAUGAUUGCCAUAAUUGUUUUGAGUCAUUAAUGAAUUAUUUAAUGUAACAAAUCAAACAUUUAACUUCGUAAGUAAUUCAUGAUUACAUCGUAAACAAUUCAUUUACACCCAGCGUUUAUUUGAAACAGGCGUUUAUUUGCAGAAAUUUUAAAAGGGACAGGCAGCUAUUUGAGACAGCGUUUAAUUGAAGUUUUAUGUUAUUGUAUUGCAAGUAGGCCUAAGUAUUUUGUGCAAAUGGGGGAUAUGAUGACAUGCUUAUUCAUAAAAACAUAAUAACAAGAAGCAGCCAUUUGCCUUUGGUGAGAAAAUCUAUUUUUAAUUUUGGAAUCUAAAUUAAUUAGACAUAGGAAUCUACAGGUAACAUAAAGUGCCUUAUGGCCACCACAAGCAGAACAGCUUCAAUGCACCUUGGGAUAGAUUCUACAAGUGUGUGGAACUCUAUUGGUGGGAUGCGAUGCCAUGCUUCCUUGUGUGGAAGCACCUGCUUUCAAUAUACUUUGUAUCCUUCCUUUACUCAAGUGUUUAUUUUGGCAGUUACCUUUAUCUAUUUUUAUUUUCAGAACCAUUACAGAAUAAAUUCAUUUUCUGGCUGUGAUGGGUUCAUAUUCCUGAAGUAGCCAUACAACAAAUUACCAUGCGCAUCUCAUUUAAUUUGACCUAUGUAUAUAGUACACUACUUUUUAUUUAUAAGUGUCAUGUCAUACAAGCGCAUUUAGUUCCACGUUUCCGCUCCUCGAUUACCUUUGACUUUUUUCAAAAGCAGGAGAGGACGCGAUGAGUCAAGCAAUACCAAUUGAGAUUCACCUACUGCCCUCGCCUUGUAGGCCUGCUCUCACAAUGUGAACCCUUAGCCGUUAAUUCCAUUUGACGCCUACAGGUAACUGCCAAAAUAAAGGAAACACUUGAGUAAAUGAGGGAUACAAAUUAUAUUGAAUGCUGAGAUGACAAUGCCCCCAUCCACAGGGCACGAGUAGUCACUGAAUGGCUUGAUGAGCAUGAAAAUGAUGUAAACCAUGGCCGUCUGUCACCAGAUCUCAACCCAAUUGAACACUUAUGCGAGAUUCUGGAGCGGCACCUGAGACAAUGUUUUCCACCACCAUCAACAAAACACCAAAUUAUGGAAUUUGUCAUGGGAGACUGAUGUCGCAUCCCUCCAAUAAAGUUCCGGACACUUGUAGAAUCUAUGCCAAGGUUAUUGAAGCUGUUCUGGCUCGUGGUGGCCCAACGCCCUAUUAAGACACUGUAUGUUGGUGUUUCCUUUAUUUUGACAGUUACCUGUAUUUAGCCAAUAUACAUAUUCCUGUAAGGAGUUACAAAAUAAUGACCAAUUUCACUCUGUUUGUAUUGCAACUCUCUGAUACUCUCUGUUUAGUGGGCCAGUGUUGAUGUGGUGUGUGUGUGUGUUUGUCUCCCUCUGCAGGCAGGAAAGGUGCGUAAGCAUGUGUCUGAGCAGGAGAAGGCAGAGGAGGGGCUGGGCCCCAACAUCAAAAGCAUAGUGACCAUGCUGAUGUUGAUGCUGCUCAUGAUGUUCGCAGUCCACUGCACAUGGGUCACCAGCAACGCCUACUCCAGUCCUAGUGUGGUGCUGGCCUCCUACAACAACGAUGGGUAAGGACAAGUAAUAUAAUAAUAUAUGCCAGACACUUAGCAGACGCUGUUAUCCAAAACGUCUUAGUCAUGCGUGCAUACAUCUUUAUGCAUGGGUGGCCCCAAUGGGAAUCGAACCCACAACCUUUGGCGUUGCAAGUGCCAUGCUCUGCCGAUUUGAGCCACACAGGACAAACUACCAUGCAGUUAAAUAAUGUCUACUUGUAGAAUGUAGACUCACAUAUUACACUCCAUGCAUACAAGCAUAGCUCCACAUGUCUUUCUGCGUAUGUAUGUGUAUUCACACACGCACAUGCAUUGACACACAUUGGGUACAAAUGCGCAGACACACCUUCUCUCUCUCACAUACCCACAAAAAUGUUAAAAGGGCAUGCACAGUCAUAUUUCAUCAAGCAAGAGCUGCAUGUAGCCACGUGUGAACAUUUUGUUCAUAUCCUUUGCUAGUUAGUGAGUUAUUAGCCCAGUUAUAGAUCAUUUGUGGUCAGCAAUGGGGGAGUGAUUGCUUCCUACAAGGCCACAAAAAGUGUACAUUUCUAGACAUCUUUGAAAAUAGUCUGGUAAAGUGCUUUUUUUUUUUUGUCUUAAAGGGGCAGUGUUGUAUUUUGAGACAUGCUUGAAUAAGCUAAGUAGCCAAUAGGCAGAGGGUAGCAUAAUUGGUCUGAUUCUCUCUAGUAAUGGUAUGGGAAUAAUAAUGCAUUUUAUUUUGUAAAAUGGUUUCUUGCAUCAAACACAACAUUUUCAGUCACCUCCUUGUCUGAAGGACAAGUGGAUAAACAGGUUAAUGUUAAGCCCUGCAUGUUUUGUUUUUUUCCAAAAGUCUCAUGGAAUGUAGGCCUACAUUGAACACCACACAUUGGCUGCUACUGUAGGCUGAAUGAUAGAACAGCUAUUUCCAUGUUAAAAUGUUAUGGGAUGCAUUUUCUCCAUUGUUUUAGGCCACUCUGGUAGGUCUACAUUAUGAUCAAAUAGCCACAGUAGCCUACAUGGCCACUUAAAACUGGAACUUAAAGCCUCAGUGUUCACAGUAAACGCGUGCUAGAAGUUGCACAGAAUUUUCACAACUUUCAAGUUUGCUCUCAGCAGACCUGAAAUUUGCUCAGUGCUGAAAAAAUUUGAGGGAACAUUGGUGGGUACAAUAGAAUGGGCUGUAAUUGCCGUGACUCCCUGUCUCAUAGGAUCACAUAAUACAGUUGAAGUUGGAAGUUUACAUACAUCUUAGCCAAAUACAUUUAAACUCAGUUUUUCACAAUUCCUGACAUUUAAUCCUAGUAAAAAUUCCCUGUCUUAGGUCAGUUAGGAUCACCACUUUAUUUUAAGAAUGUGAAAUAUCAGAAUAAUAGUAGAGAAUGAUUUCUUUCAGCUUUUAUUUCUUUCAUCACAUUCCCAGUGGGUCAGAAGUUUACAUACACUCAAUUAGUAUUUGGUAGCAUUGCCUUCCAAUUGUUUAACUUGGGUCAAACGUUUCGGGUAGCCUUCCACAAGCUUCCCACAAUAAGUUGGGUGAAUUUUGGCCCAUUCUUCCUGACAGAGCUGGUGUAACUGAGUUAGGUUGGUAGGCCUCCUUGCUCGCACACGCUUUUUCAGUUCUGCCCACACAUUUUCUAUAGGAUUGAGGUCAGGUCUUUGUGAUAGCCACUCCAAUACCUUGACUUUGUUGUCCUUAAGCCAUUUUGCCACAACUUUGGAAGUAUGCUUGGGGUCAUUGUCCAUUUGGAAGACCCGUUUACGACCAAGCUUUAACUUCCUGACUGAUGUCUUGAGAUGUUGCUUCAAUAUAUCACAGAAAAUAUAUGUGGUCCUCUGUAGCUCAGCUGGUAGGGCACGGCGCUUGUAACGCUAAGGUAGUGGGUUCGAUCCCCGGGACCACCCAUACACAAAAAAAAAUGUAUGCACGCAUGACUGUAAGUCGCUUUGGAUAAAAGCGUCUGCUAAAUGGCAUAUUAAUAUCCACAUAAUUUUCCUUCCUCAUGAUGCCAUCUAUUUUGUGAAGUGCACCAGUCCCUCCUGCAGCAAAGCACCCCCACAGUAUGAUGCUGCCACCCCCGUGCUUCACGGUUGAGAUGGUGUUCUUCGGCUUGCAAUUUACCCCCCUUUUCCUCCAAACAUAACGAUGGUCAUUAUAGCCAAACAGUUCUAUUUUUGUUUCAUCAGACCAGAGGACAUUUCUCCAAAAAGUACGAUCUUUGUCCCCAUGUGCAGUUGCAAACCAUAGUCUGGCUUUUAUAUGGCGGUUUUGGAGCAGUGGCUUCUUCCUUGCUGAGCGGCCUUUCAGGUUAUGUCGAUAUAGGACUCGUUUUACUGUGGAUAUAGAUACUUUGGUACCGGUUUCCUCCAGCAUCUUCACAAGGUCCUUUGCUGUUGUUCUGGGAUUGAUUUGCAUCAAAGUACGUUCAUCUCUAGGAGACAGAUCGCGUCUCCUUCCUGAGCGGUAUGACGGCUGCGUGGUCCUAUGGUGUUUAUACUUGCGUACUAUUGUUUGUACAGAUGGAUGUGGUACCUUCAGGCGUUUGUAAAUUGCUCCCAAGGAUGAACCAGACUUGUGGAGGUCUACAAUUAUUUUUCUGAGGUCUUGGCUGAUUUCUUUUGAUUUUCCCAUGAUAUCAAGCAAAGAGGCACUGAGUUUGAAGGUAGGCCUUGAAAUGCAUCCACAGGUACACCUCCAAUUGACUCAAAUGAUGUCCAUUAGCCUAUCAGAAGCUUCUAAAGCCAUUACAUAAUUUUCUGGAAUUUUCCAAGCUGUUUAAAGGCACAGUCAACUUAGUGUAUGUAAACUUCUGACCCACUGGAAUUGUGAUACAGUGAAUUAUAAGUGAAAUAAUCUGUCUGUAAACAAUUGUUGGAAAAAUUACUUGUGUCAUGCACAAAGUAUAUGUCCUAACCGACUUGCCAAAACUAUAGUUUGUUAACAAGAAAUGUGUGGAGUGGUUGAAAAACGAGUUUUAAUGACUCCAACCUAAGUGUAUGUAAACUUCCAACUUCAACUGUAAGUUACCAAACCUAUGGUUGCCUGGCUGUCAUUCCUGUUACCGUCAUUCCUGUUAGUCAUUCCCGUAACUCUUCAACUCUGUCACUCCCCAUAGGACGAGGAACAUCCUGGAUGACUUCAGGGAGGCUUACUAUUGGCUGAGGCAGAACACAGACGAGCAUGCGAGGGUUAUGUCUUGGUGGGAUUAUGGCUACCAGAUAGCAGGCAUGGCUAAUCGAACCACGCUAGUGGACAACAACACAUGGAAUAACAGUCAUAUAGCACUGGUGAGUCACACAACACAAUAUCAAAAGGGGGCACUGGGAGGUUUGAGGAUUACGACUCAACUCAGACCUCAUUCUCCAAAGUAAAGUAACUCUUAUCAAUUAAUUUAAUACAUUCACUUGUAGGAGCUGCAAUAAUGUGUGUGGGAUUAAUUUUGCUCUUAGGCCUUGAUUGAUUUUCCCAGGGCCAGCACAACUUUGAAAAGCGAGUACUUACUUUAUUGGAGUCUUAUCUCUCCCUCUCAUUUUCCCACCAUCUCUAUCUCCCUGCAUCUCUUUUUUCCUCUGCUCUCUCUCUCUCCUCUCUACAAACUCCCGUUCUUCCUUCUCUCCUCUGUAGGUGGGCAAAGCCAUGUCGUCCAAUGAGAGUGCAGCGUACGAGAUCAUGAGGAGUCUGGACGUCGACUACGUGCUGAUCAUCUUCGGGGGUGUGAUUGGUUACUCAGGCGAUGACAUCAACAAGUUCCUGUGGAUGGUCAGGAUAGCAGAGGGAGAGCAUCCCAAGGACAUUCGGGUGAGUGCCUGGUAUCUUGAGACUGCCAAGUUAGGUUCACCGAUGCCUCACGAUACAGAAGGACCUUCAUCCACUCCUAUUUAUGAUCCUUUUGUUAUGCUGAUGAACCUGGGUAAACACUUAGAUUUGAGCAAUCCAGUAAUUCAUCAGUCUGGGUAAACCCAAGGACAUUGCUGUUCCUAGCAAUGUUUAUUUUCUUCAAUGACACUUGAGGUCGUUGGACAAAGUAUCCAAUGCAGAUUUGUAAAUAUCUUUAUUUUGCAUGUGAUUUUGAAUAUCAGAGAUGAACUGAACAAUUGAGGGUUGUAAGACUACAUCAUAUCAUAGAUGGCAAUUUGGCAAAGUAUUUAAGUUUUUAUUAAGUUCAGUCUCUGCUAUUUGAUGAUGUCAGUAUCCUUGAAGAAAUGUGGGAAGUGUCUCACGCUCCUUCACUCCUCGUGACCAUGUGCCCUUCAGGAGAGUGACUACUUCACCCCUCAGGGAGAGUUCCGUGUGGACAAGGCCGGCUCGCCCAUCCUGCUCAACUGCCUUAUGUACAAGAUGUCCUACUACCGCUUCGGCGAGAUGCAGGUGAGCGGUGGUGAAAUACUUGACGCAAAAGUAGGCUACAAUAAGCACUGAGUGACGGACAAGAGAGGGGCUUAAGGACGUGCUGACAGAAGCGUGAGGAGGGAUGAAGGUGGGAGGGGAAGCGCUCAAAUGCACAGGCUCUGGCAGGUACAUACGAGAUAUGAGAGAGAAGAGCUGCCAGGUACUUAUGGCGAGCUGCGUGUUGUCUGGCCAGCAGCUCAGUGAAGAGGAGGAAGGAUCAGUGGGCUGCGUCAGUAGGGUCCACAGACAGGCAGCCAAGCAAAGCUCUGUCUCAUAGCUGUCUUAACCCAUAGAGGAGAUGGAGAGACAGGUUCAGAGCAUGGUAAAGGCAAGGGAACAGAGAUUGGUUUUGUGGAAGAGGAAGUGACAAGGACAAAACAAGACCGGAAGGACAGAAAACGAGAUGAGGAGGGUAGAGGGAGGGAGGGAUAGGUGAAGUGAUGUACAGAUUUAAAAGAGCAGGGAAAUGAAGUAAGAUGAGAACAACACUUGUGUGAAGGUAGAAUCAACCUUUAUACAAGUACCAUACUCACUUUAGCUGAGCUCAGUCAGUAGCUGCCCUCGUCAACACCCUCAACCCCCACCUACUGCUAUCCUUAUCUCUCAGCUGGACUUCCGGACACCGCCUGGGUUCGACCGCACCCGCAAUGCCGAGAUCGGCAACAAGGACAUCAAGUUCAAGCACCUGGAGGAGGCGUUCACCUCGGAGCACUGGCUGGUGCGCAUCUACAAGGUGAAGAAGCUGGAGAACAGGGAGCCGCUGGAGCACAAGCUCCGCAGCAUUGUGCCCAGGCAGAAGUACACCUCCAAAAAGGUACGAGGCUUCAAUGUCUCUCAGCAUUCAUUGUGCUAAUGAAUGUAAGACAUUAUAUGAUACUGGUAUAGUGAGUUUACAUAUGAUUAUUUCUUCUCAAAUUUUAGCCACCAAAAGGAAAUGUUCAUAAAAUGUGAGCCAACUCACUUUUAUUUUAACAGUUAAUGUGUGUGCUCAAAUUCAGAUUAGUAGAUAUAUAUGAACAAAUUGCCAAUUGUAAAUUGAAUUGUAAAUUAAGUUUGUUUUAUUGCACAGACUGCUAAGAGGAAGCGAGGACACAUCAGGAAUAAGCUGGUCCUGAAGAAAGGCAAGAAACUAAACAAGAAAUAA
Messenger RNA from Coregonus sp. 'balchen', 42590 nucleotides. The record is from the annotation of a GenBank genome assembly. Lineage: Eukaryota; Metazoa; Chordata; Actinopteri; Salmoniformes; Salmonidae.